This is a messenger RNA of Scutellospora calospora, 342 nucleotides long. NCBI's taxonomy places the organism in Eukaryota, Fungi, Glomeromycota, Glomeromycetes, Diversisporales, Gigasporaceae. The record is from the annotation of a GenBank genome assembly.
GUUUUCAAAGAAUUUGUGGGUCUUCUCAAUCUUCAUAUUAAUGCUCAUUUGGCAUUACAUGCGCAGACAUAUGGAAACCUCAUCAAUAUUGGAGUUGGCACAAAAGAAAUGAAUAUUGAAUUAGACUUGUUAAAAUGUUAUACGACCUUAUUUGCUAUAAGGCAUCUAAUUAAUGGUGGAAUUGAUAUUAGGUCUUCAAGUCCAAGUCAAGGUUUUAUUGAAAUCUCUCAAAAUCUUGAAAAACUAUUUACAGAUUGGUUUAUUGCUAAUAACUCACCAGUUUUUCAAGAAAAUGAAGAACUUAAUAAUGAUGAAGGCAAGUUUUUAACUAUAAGGCUAUAA